AGUUCUCUUUGCACUUGACUGAUCGCACACGGUUCGUAAAACUCGAGAAUUUCCACGGAAAUUCGCGACGUGUCAACCAUGGACGACGUUCUCGAGAGCUGGGAGCAAAUAGAAGAGUCCAGUACAUUAGACAAAAAACUGGAUGCCCUUCGAUUGCACGCGGAGGAAGAAGUGGAAUCUUCUAGGACUAGUCAUAACACAAAUACAAAAAUGAUCAUAUUGGGUGAAGAUGGCCUCAGAUCGCAAUAUGUACCACCAAAACCUAUGGUAAAGAUAUUAAAAAGACCAACCAAAGAUUCGCGAGGGAGUGGCGAUGGGCCACUGAAUGAAGAUAAGCCUAAACAACCUAUCAAAUCUUUGAAGCAGAGGGAGCAAGAGUAUGCAGAAGCGCGAAAGAGAAUCCUAGGCGAAGAGAAAAGCCCAGAAGAAAAGAUGAUGCAAGAAAUCAACAAAAUUCAACCAAAAUCAAAUUCAUCUAACGGCAGCAACGUUCCCAACAAUGUGGUUCGCAUGCCUGCUGGCCCAGAUGGCACUCGGGGCUUCAAUGUACGCAGGUAGCGCGUCUUCUAGGGAUCAUCUCUUUCCACCCAUCUACUUCCUUUCCUUCUCUGCUGUUACGGAGAAGAGAAACGGCUAUGAGGCCGAUGUCACAGCUUUGCGUUCACGAUCUGAGCGCACGAAAUAUCCUUCGAGCUAUGUCCCGUGAGGCGUUAUCACGCGUGGACUUAUUAGAAAAUCGAGAGAAAAUGGACUUGAAACGAAGACGAAACGCUAAACGUCACGCCGCGUUCCGUCGGUGUUUUGCGAUAUUAAAAUAUUUUAAGGAAUCAAAGAGAAGACGAAAUAUAUAAAAGAGAAGAUUAAUUUAUAUGUAUAUAUGUAUAUAUAUUCGUUAUAUUAUAAACGUAAUAUAUACACAUAUAUAUUACGUGAAGAGUCACAAUUAGGGCGAUGCAAUGGAAUAAAGGCGCGAAUUUGUUACAUGCAUGGCAAAUGCAGUUUGUUUCACAUCAUCAAUAUGUAAAAUAUUCAAAAUCUUUGAUGAAUUGUGUAAUACGUAUCUAUCUAAUAAGAGACUUCUUGUAUAUACAUGUACAACAAUUGUAUGCAAUAUGUUUUGCGUUUUGUUAAUAAAUCGAAAAUAUUAAACAAG
Molecule: messenger RNA, 1153 nt
Organism: Linepithema humile (Argentine ant)
Lineage: Eukaryota; Metazoa; Arthropoda; Insecta; Hymenoptera; Formicidae
Product: SUZ RNA-binding domain-containing
Source: RefSeq, a predicted model, not a curated record